This is a messenger RNA of Dioszegia hungarica, 315 nucleotides long. Its product is annotated as cytochrome b-c1 complex subunit 8. The record is from RefSeq and is a predicted model, not a curated record. Gene Ontology annotation, biological process: mitochondrial electron transport, ubiquinol to cytochrome c. Lineage: Eukaryota; Fungi; Basidiomycota; Tremellomycetes; Tremellales; Bulleribasidiaceae. The coding region runs from base 1 to 315 and encodes 104 amino acids. The transcript has 5 exons.
AUGCGUCCAUCACAGGCUUUGUCAAGUGGAACGACUCCUACAGGGAAGACAUAUACCGGCUGGUGGGGUAAUUUCUCGCAAACAAAGCAGAAGGGUAUCGUUCAAUACGGUCUCUCGUCGUAUCAGCAAAAACCAUUCGCGGGUGUGUUCCGGGGAUACCUCUUCGGCGGGUUCUCGCGGAUCAUGCACCAGAUCCCAUACUUUGCUCUUCCUUUCGCUUCCGGCUACUUUGUUUACACCUGGGGCAAGACGAAGUACGAGUACUACAACUCCAAGGAGGGUCACCACGCCAUGGCUCACAGCGAGGGCCACUAG